This is a messenger RNA of Lutzomyia longipalpis, 3467 nucleotides long. RefSeq names its product vesicular glutamate transporter 1 (gene VGlut). The coding region runs from base 522 to 2270 and encodes 582 amino acids. Gene Ontology annotation, molecular function: L-glutamate transmembrane transporter activity; neurotransmitter transmembrane transporter activity. The transcript is spliced from 7 exons. Gene Ontology annotation, biological process: neurotransmitter loading into synaptic vesicle; monoatomic anion transport; regulation of synapse structure or activity. Lineage: Eukaryota; Metazoa; Arthropoda; Insecta; Diptera; Psychodidae. Gene Ontology annotation, cellular component: synaptic vesicle membrane; excitatory synapse. The record is from RefSeq and is a predicted model, not a curated record.
GUCAGAUCCCAGUCAACUGCUAACUGUGACGAACCGUGCUCCCAAUUCCUGGACACAGACAGAGCACAGAGCUUGGAGCAAGGAAUCUCUGUCUGCCUGUCUAGUGUGUGGUGUUACUCAGUUCAGUGCUUAUUGUAAAUUUUUUGGAAUAUUUUACUCACACACUCUUUAUUUUAUUUUUAAUUUUUAACCCCACAAAGCACCGUGGCACCAAGUGAAGUGUUUUUGUUUUUUAAAUAGUUUUAGUUUUCCAAAAAAAAUCCAAUUUUUGCCCACCCUAGAUCACCUAGCGCGCCAUCUAAUGUGCCACAUACAGGAAUUGAUUAUUAACUAAAAGGUACUACAAUAAGUAAAAGAAGGGAGCACCUGGAUUUAUUUCACAACUCCACACUGUAAAAAAAAACUCUCCGAAAUAAAAAAUGGAUAAAUAAAAUUUGGACAUAACCUGGAAAUCAUCGUGAAGCCAAUACUCAAUAUUAGGCUCUUCCUGAAAACAUUGCAGUUGGACUAACAGCCAGGAGAUGCAGGGAUUUUCAAAUCUGAAGGAUCGUGCCACGGGAGCUUUUGGCGGUACUCGUUAUGAGAACUUCGAGAUGCCAAAACAUGGCUACGAGCAGAUGGACGGCGGUGAUGGUGGAGCCAUGCGGGGCUACUCAGAAGACGUACCCGAAUCACCAAUGUCCUACGAUGACUACGAGCGUCCACCCCUGCGGCACAUUGACAAAUACGUCCGUGCGGAAUGUCCCUGCUUCAGUACUGUCCGCUACACCAUAGCCCUGAUGACCUGCCUGGGCUUCAUCAUAUCCUUCGGAAUGCGCUGCAACAUGGGAAUGGCGAAGCUGAAGUCAGAAGCGUCCGUCUUCAAUUGGACCGUCGGCGUUGAGAGUGCCGUAGAUUCAUCAUUUUUCUGGGGCUACCUCGUAACUCAAGUGCCUGGUGGAUUCCUGGCAUCGAAAUUCCCAGCAAAUCAAAUCUUCGGCACAGCCAUUGCAUGUAGCAGCUUCCUCAAUCUCCUCGUACCCGGCGCCACAAUGCUCCAUCCUGGCUUCAUCAUAAUCGUCCGUAUGCUUCAGGGGCUCGUCGAGGGUGUCACCUACCCCGCAUGCCACGGUAUCUGGCGCUUCUGGGCACCACCCCUGGAACGUUCCCGUCUUGCCACAAUGGCCUUCAGUGGCUCCUACGCGGGGGUUGUGAUAGGAAUGCCAAUGUCCGGUAUCCUCACGGGAUGGAUAAGUUGGCAGGCGGCAUUCUACUUCUACGGCGUCAUGGGGAUGGUUUGGUACACAAUGUGGCUGUGGUUGGCCUUCGAGAAGCCUCGUGUGCAUCCAGCCAUCACCAUACAAGAGUUGAAAUUCAUCGAAAAGAGCCUGGGGGAGACGGGUCAGAGUGUCGUAAUGCCCACCAUAAGUUCCACGCCGUGGAUGGAAUUUCUCCGUAGUAUGCCCGUGUAUGCAAUCAUUGUGGCAAACUUCUGCAGGUCGUGGAAUUUCUACCUGUUGGUGCUAUACCAGAGCGCCUACCUCAAGCACUCAUUCAACUUUCGCAUCGAAGAAACGGGGAUGCUUGGCGCCCUUCCGCAUCUCAUUAUGACCAUCAUUGUACCCUUUGGUGGUAUCCUAGCUGAUCGUUUGCGCAAAUCCGGAACCUUGUCCACAACGAAUGUACGGAAGCUCUUCAACUGCGGCGGAUUCGGGCUCGAGGGUGUCUUUUUCUUAGUCGUAGCACACGCCAAAUCUGCCACUGGUGCUAUCACAGCUCUGACCAUCGGAGUGGCUUGCAGUGGAUUUGCAAUUUCGGGCUACAAUGUCAAUCAUCUGGACAUUGCACCCCGCUAUGCUAGCAUCCUAAUGGGCCUAUCGAAUGGAAUAGGAACCAUUGCUGGACUGAUUUGCCCCAUAGCAAUAGAUUACAUUACAAGAGAUAAGCCGAAAGAGUGUUGGUCCACGGUGUUCACAAUAGCAGCGACGGUGCAUCUAAUCGGUAUCACCUUCUACGGGAUCUUUGCUUCGGGCGAAUUACAACCAUGGGCCGAGCCUGUUGUGGAGGAGAAGAAAGUCUGGACGCCAACAACUGCCGGAUUGACCAAGGAAACUACCUUUAAUGAUCCAUCACAGGAAAUAAGUAGUACAACAAAGACAGUCAGCUACGGCGCCGUGGAGCACGUGGCAGGUAAUCCCUUUGCCUACCCUAGCGCCAUUGCAGAAGAACCCGUGCAACCAGAGGCAAGGGAUACCUACUUGCACGGCGGCGUCGACGAGAGGACUUAUUGAAGAGAUUCACAAAUCAAAGAAAAAUCACAUCAUUCACCCACACUGAACCAUUUCUACGAUUCAUAUCUAAUAACUCAUCAACCUCAUCUUUUAUUUAUUUAUUUUUUUUAAUUUUUGUAGUAUUUUAUCAACAUGUUGACCCUCCCCACCCCCAUUUAAUCACCAACUGUUACACUACAUUAAAUACCUAGAUUAGUCCAAGAGAGAAAUAUUCAUAUUAGAAUUAUAUAUUGAGAGAUGAAAGGCAUAUUAUAUUGAAAAUAAAAAAUUAUAUAUUAUUAGAUUUUUGUGAUCUCAUUGCUGUGUGACAAUAUUUGACUCAAUUGACGAGGAGACAGAGAAACAAAAGAAAAUUGUACUAUAUGGAAUAUUUUAAAUGUGUUACAAUUCUGUACAAUAAAAGCAAAAAAAAAAUGAAAAAUCUUAGAAAUAUAUAGAGGGAGGUUGUAGGAAGACAUUUUAAAAGAAGAAAAAAAUCUAUAACGUGCGUUAAUGACAUUAAUAAGAACUUAAUAAAAGAUGGAAGAAAAAAAAUGAAUUAUAACGAGAAAGCACCCUGCUUAAGCAAUUAUCUACUUAGAUAGUACAUUACAUUAUAAAUUACAUUGCAAAAACAAAGGAAUAUUAUAUACAAAGAAAUCUAAUAUUAAAAAAAAUAAAUCAACAUCUGUAAAAACAAAAAUACCUACAUAUUAAAUUAAUAAAUGUUGAAUAUGCAAUUUCUAUUAGAUAAAAAAAAAUGUAUAACUUUUAGCAUAAAUGAAUGAAAUGAGGGUAGUUAUGAAAAUUAAAUAAAAAAUAUUAAAUAAAAGCAUAGAAUAUGUUAGCUGGAGUCAAAGCUAUACUAAAGAAAAAUAAUACAAAUUGCUAAAUCUACGCAUUUGUUAAUUCAAGCACUCUCAAUAGAAUGUAAAAUGUAAAUUUAACAACUAAAGAGUCAAUUUUGAACAUUGUAAAGAGAUUAAUAAGUCAUUAGUUUGAAUAUUUGUUAAUUCAAAAUAAAUUUAUUCUUUUGUACAGUUAAACUUCCCCCCAUUCUCCAUUUAAUUUACAUCCGGUCGGGCUUAGUGUAAUAUAUAUAUAAUGUAUAACAGAAUGUACUAAAAUGCGUGGUUAGGUUUAGUUCUCACAUAAGCGCACACAUCAUUUAUCAUAAAAAAAAGAAAAUUCUUCUUCGGUUUUUCAUUAAAAUAAAAA